Messenger RNA from Closterium sp. NIES-65, 2742 nucleotides. The record is from the annotation of a GenBank genome assembly. NCBI's taxonomy places the organism in Eukaryota, Viridiplantae, Streptophyta, Zygnematophyceae, Desmidiales, Closteriaceae.
AUGCGCAGCAAAGUACCAGUAGGCAAGUCCUCACCUCGUCCUCACGUGCAGGUUAAUAACUACGGGCGAAUUAACUCGCCCGGCGAUGACAUCCGUGUAGCCAUGGCGAAGAACGCGAGCAAGGCGGCAAGUCCUACCGCUGCCUCCGGUGCGAGCUGUGACGGGGACGACGGAGACGAAGCGAACGGCGGCGACGCCGAGGAGGAUUGGCCGGAGAACGGCCACGACGACAGCGCUUCAGGCGACGAUGUAGGUCCUGCUGACAUCGAGGAGGACGACUGGUGGAAUCGGCCGGUCGGGAGUGACGACGAGGUGGAAGAGUGGCAUGCUGGUGAUUCCGACAACGACGGAGGUAAAGAUGCGCAUGGUAACAACGCGGAGGCAGCGGCGGAUGCACAGGAAGCGGCGGUGGAUGCGAAUGAGGAGCCUGACGACGAGGCGGGGGCGGAACUUGAGACACUUGCGCCUGCGGAUGCAGCCGCAGUUGCGGAUGCGGAAGGCGAGGAAGGCGGCGACGACGACCCAUGGAGCUUUGGGACCGACGACGACGUUCCGCUACUGAAGCGGAGGCUGCGCCAUCGCCUACAGUCCAAGUCAAAGCGGGCCCGCGUGGUGCUCUCUGACGACGACGGUCCGGGGGAGGAGCGUCGCCCGAGACUCACCGCUGCGGAGAAGGGGAAAGCCAAGGUCGCGGAAGCCCCUGCUAAGGCCCCUGCUAAAGCCCCUGCUCGUCGUCGCACAAGCAACAAGAAGCUGACAUCCGACGGAGACCCGGGAUCCAGCAAGGGUGCGGCUAAGAAGAAGGCGAAGAAUGCGCCGAAUCCUGACGACAUCGUCGUGAACGAGCCGCUGGGCAGCGACGAUGAGUACGCGGCGGCGGCGGGCCCGAUUCCCACGUUCCCUGAGAAGGACAAUGGGUGGAUGGACGAGACCGCUGUGCAGACCUGGCUGUCCAAGGAGGUGCUGCCCCAUCUGAACCCCCAGCGCGGCCAGAACGCAAGGCGGGCGAUGCUGGUGUUGGACUCCUACCGCGGUCACAUCACCCAGACCAUGCUUCAGUCGUACCGCACACACAGCAUCACCUCUGCAGUCAUCCCAGCGGGUUGUACGAGCCAGAUUCAACCCCUGGACGUCUCCAUCAACCGGUGCUUCAAGGCUGCUGUGCGAGCGCGCUACGCUAGGUGGUUCAUGCGUGAAGGGAUUCACCUGAAGACGAAGAAGGGGAACCUGCGGAGGCCUCCGCACCCCGUGGUGCUGCAGUGGAUCGCGGAGGCUUGGGAUCAAGUCCCCAAGCAGAUCAUCAUCGACGCGUUCCGCCACUGUGGGAUCUCGAGCAAGCUGGACGGAACAGAGAACCACCUGGUGAUGUCUCACCUGCGCGCCAGGAGCACCACCGAUGUCUCCGCGGACAUGUCUCUCGGGGGGACCACAGGCGACAACACGCGCCUGCUCGGUCGGGCUCCAGAGGAGGAGGAGGAGGAGGCGAUGCAGGCGGAGGGCGUGCGGGAGGUGGCCGUGGCAACCGGCCUGGAGGUGCUGUACCAGGAGACCCCCAACUACCGCGGAGCGGGGGCCGAGGCUGACCGCAUGAUCGAGCCUAGGGAGACGGCUAGGCAUGCCUGGCGAGUGCCAGACCUGGGUGUAGAGCCUGAUGUUAGUGCAGCCCGCUGCUCGCGACACCCGCUUAGCGCGACACCCGCUUCUCACCUCACCCGCCGCGUGCCGAACCUUCUGCCCGCCCCUGCUACCCCCCGUUUUCCCCCUUGCUCCCUCUCUUUCCCCCCCGUGCUCCAUCUCAUUUCCCCUCUUUCUCCCUCUCAUUUCUCCCCUUGCUCCCGCUCAUAUCCCCCCCUUCUCCCGCUCAUUUUCCCCCCUUCUCCCUCUCAUUCCCCCCCUUCUCCCUCUCAUUCCCCCCCUUCUCCCUCUCAUUUCCCCCACUUCUCCCUCGCACUUCUCCCCCUCAUUUUCCCCGCUUCUCCCGCUCAUUUUCCCCCCUUCUCCCUCUCACUUCCCCCCCUUCUCCCUCUAGUUUCCCUCCCUUCCCCCUCUCAAAUCCCCCCCUUCUCACUCUCAAAUCCCCCUUUUCUCCCUCUCAUCCCUUCCCUUCUUCUCCCCCUCAUUUUCCGCCCUGCUCCCUCUCAUUUCUCCCUCUUCUCCCCCACAUGUCCCCCCCUUCUCCCUCUCAUUUCCCUCCCUUCUCCCUCUCAUUUCCUCCCCUUCUCCCCCUCGUUUCCCGCCCUUCUCCCUCUCAUUUCCCCCCUUUCUCCCCCAUAUGUCCCCCCCCCUCUUCUCCCCCUCACUUCCCCCCUUUCUCCCUCUCAUUUCUGCCCUUGCUCCAUCUUAUUUCCCCCCUUGCUCCCUCUCAGCCCCCCCCCCCUUCUCCCUCCCAUCUACCCCCGUUCUCGCCCUCAUUUCCCCCCCUUCUCCCUCUCUCAUUUCCCCCACUGCUCCCCUUCAUUUUGCCCCCUGCUCCUUCUCACUUCCACAUUUGCUCCCUCUCAUUUCCACCCUUGCCGCCUCUCACUUCCACCCUUGCUCCCUCUCAUUUUCCCCUUGCUCACCAUCAUUUCCCCCCCUGCACCCUCUCAUUUUCCCCCCUUCUCCCCCACAUGUCCCCCACUUUCUACCUCUCAGUUCACGUGUCCGGAUGCUGUGCAUGUUCACGACAUGCAGGUGAGGGCGGGAUCAGGUGUGGCGCGGGCGGAUCAGCGUAUGCUAGGUGUGCGUGUGCCUGCUGAUUGA